This is a messenger RNA of Candidozyma auris, 438 nucleotides long. It is a transcript of the gene DQD1, whose product is annotated as Dqd1p. The transcript has a single exon. Gene Ontology annotation, molecular function: 3-dehydroquinate dehydratase activity. The record is from RefSeq and is a predicted model, not a curated record. Lineage: Eukaryota; Fungi; Ascomycota; Pichiomycetes; Serinales; Metschnikowiaceae. Gene Ontology annotation, biological process: quinate catabolic process. Bases 1 to 438 code for a protein of 145 amino acids.
AUGGCUAAAAAAAUCUUACUCAUCAACGGUCCUAACUUGAACUUGCUUGGAUCUAGAGAGCCUGAAAAGUAUGGCACCACGACUUUGGUCGAUAUUGAACAAGCAGCCAAGGAUCAGGCUAGCAAAUACGGUGCUGAGGUGCUUGCUUUCCAGAGUAAUACAGAGGGACAUAUAGUUGACAGAAUACAUCAAGCCGCCAAAGAAAAGGUCGAUUUCAUUGUGAUCAAUGCUGGUGCCUACACGCACACUUCAGUUGCCAUUAGAGAUGCUUUGUUGGGCAUUGCUGUGCCAUUCAUUGAGGUUCACAUCACUAAUGUACAUCGCAGAGAACCUUUCAGACACCAUCUGUAUCUCCUGGAUGUGUCUGUUGCCGUAAUUGCAGGCUUAGGUGCGUACGGAUACACAGCAGCUAUUCAGUAUGCCCUCGACAAUCAAUGA